Rhododendron vialii is the source of this 1863-nucleotide messenger RNA. RefSeq names its product E3 ubiquitin-protein ligase RZFP34-like. Gene Ontology annotation, molecular function: zinc ion binding; ubiquitin protein ligase activity. The transcript is spliced from 5 exons. Bases 1465 to 1731 code for a protein of 88 amino acids. Gene Ontology annotation, biological process: ubiquitin-dependent protein catabolic process; protein ubiquitination. Lineage: Eukaryota; Viridiplantae; Streptophyta; Magnoliopsida; Ericales; Ericaceae. The record is from RefSeq and is a predicted model, not a curated record. Gene Ontology annotation, cellular component: nucleus.
CAGAUCUCACUCCUGGAAUUCAAAUUUCAAACUCCUCUCUCUCUGGAGAGAGAGGGAGAGAGAGAGAGAGAGAGAGAGAGAGAGAGAGAGAGAGAGAAGUCAUCUAUGGCCCGAUCAGCGAAGGGGAGCGCACUGAAAUCGACAGCUGUGGUGGCCGGGGCCCUAGCCUUCGGAUGGCUAGCCAUAGAAAUUGCGUUCAAGCCCUGGCUCGAGCUCUCGAGUCGCCAUGACCAAAUCUGACCCCAAUCAAGAUCCCGAUGACCUCGUCGAAGAAAUCUGCGGCCUCAGCCUCCUUCUCCGCCGAGCUGUGAAGCCCCGAUAUAAAAACCCUAGGUGCCUUUUGCUUCCAUACAUCUUUAUGAUUAAUUGAUUACUACGGCCUACAGGGUUUUAUACUGAUAUGAGAGUUUUGGAAUCAGUUGCUUAAUAGAUUUUGCCUUCCGAUUUGGAGUUGAGACUGUGCUUAGUGAGGAUGUUAAGAACAUCAAUCAUAAAUCUAGAGGUAUAUAACGAAGUUAGAUUAAGUAUUUGUCAAGUAGUAGAAGAAUUCUAGAUUCUUCGAAUGUCUCUCAAUGUAUUGCUUCGAAUCUCUCUCUCUCUCUCUCUCUCUCUCUCUGAUGCAAUCUCAAGCCAACUAUAGUCGCAAGUGUGGGUAAAAUUGCUCGACCUCCAUCAUGGUGGACUGUGAUUUCGUCCCCCCAACCCCACACACACAGAGCUUCCUCCACACCGUUGCGCCGCACCGAAGCUGAGGGUGGCCGACGAGAUCUACAGGAAGUGGGGCCACUGGCUGGAGUUCUGGUUGCCGAUGAAGGCCAGGUCUUGGGUUCUGCAAGGGUAUCAGCCGCAUUCAACCCCACUGCGGUGAGGAAUUUGAGGGAAAGUAGGGCUAUUAUUGUUGGGAAGACUAAUUUGGAUGAGUUUGGGUUUGGGAUUGAGAGUACUACUGAAGGUUCUGCAUACAAGAAGAAGAUGAAGAGCAUGAGAUGGAGGCUCCCUGUGCCUGUAAUGGAACUCUAAAGAUGGAGGUUUUUUUUCUUCUUCUUUUUGCUAUUUGGUUAACAAAUUUGAUUCUGGGUCCUAAACCCUAAACGAGGACUUAUUUUAAUUUUUUUUUAUCAAAGAAUAUAUAGUUUAGAAUGCUAUCUGGUUAACAAAUUUGAUUUUGGGUCUGUAGAAUAAGUUGGAUUAAUGUAUUUAGUCUAUGGAGAUAUAUUUUUUCCGUAAGCACCCAUCCCCCUCCCCAAAUCCACUAGGAUAGAUUAGAUUAGGUUUAACGAAUGACAAAAAAAAAGUAUUUAGUCUAUGCAAUGGAGAUAUAUUUGUACAAGUGGUUUGACGUUUUCUUUUUUGAAAGAAUCCUUCGGAAAUAAGCAUAUUUGGUUUAGAUAAGCUUUGUGUGUUUUUGGUUUACUUACUAGAUAAAUUGCUGUGUACAGAUACUUCUUCAAAUGGGUUUAGAGAAUGGGGACUGAAUUUGAGCAUCAAUCAUUCUCUCAUGGGUUAGAGAUAUUCACCAAAAAUGAGUUUUCAAUGGAGCUUGAAUCUGUAAAUUUUGGGUGCAUUCAUUACCGGAGGAAAUGCAAAAUCAGGGCACCCAAUUGUGAUGAGAUUUUUGAUUGUAGGCAUUGCCAUAAUGAAGCAAAGGACACACUUGACAUAGUUUGCAUGGGGAAGUACUUUUGCCAGAAAUGCAAAUUCUUUGACGAUGAUCCGUUUGAUCAUAGAUAGAAGUUGAAGAGAGAAGCUUCCCCUGCACCCCAACCCCAAGGCCCAAAGUCAGAUCCCCUUUUUCUCUCCUGCGAUUUGUUCAACGUUCCCCUCUCUCUCUCUCUCUCUCUCUCUCUCUCUCUCUCUCUCUCU